AUGCAACUAACAAUUAUUUCUGUAAUACUUGCUGUAGUUUAUGUUGGUUUUAUAUCAGCUCAAGUACCUAUUCCAUCACGUCCAGAUGGAUAUGGUGUUGGUGGACCAGCUGAUGCUCAUGUUGUUGUAGAAAUGUUUUUGGAUCCACUUUGUCCAGGUUGUAAAGCUUCUUGGCCAACUGUUUUACAAGUAAUUCAAGCAUAUGGCACACGAAUUCAUCUUCGAAUUCAUACAUUUCCACUUCCAUAUCAUACAAAUUCAUUUGUAGCUUCUCAAGGUUUACAUGUUGUUGCUAAUGUUACAAAUCGAAAUCUUGAUGCUAUUUUUCAAUAUACAACUAAAGUAUUCGAAAAUCAACAAAUGUGGUAUAAUGAUGCAACGAAAACAAUGACUAUGCCACAAGUUAUUGAUUCACUUGCUACAUUUAUUGAUAGUAUUGGUUUAGUAACAAAAGAUAAAUUUUUAGCAGGUAUGGCCAAUGAUGACAUCAAUGGUGAAACACGUAUUUCAUGGAAAUAUGCUUGUUCAAGAGGUGUUGCUGGUACUCCAACGUUUUUAAUUAAUGGUGUAACCACAAGUGCUAAUUCAGCUUGGUCACUUGAUGAUUGGAAAUCUGUUAUUGAUCCAAUAUUAGCAUCAAACAAAAAAGUUUCAUCGCAAAUUAAAGAUUGUCCACCAGAUCAAAAACAAUGUGCAUAUGCUCCACAUAAAACUCAAUGUUGUUUAGCCGGUGAACGUUGUAUUCCAAAUGUUGGUUGUCGUUGUUUUAAUUUUAAAAAUGGAAAUAAAUGUGUUUAA
Rotaria sordida is the source of this 798-nucleotide messenger RNA. NCBI's taxonomy places the organism in Eukaryota, Metazoa, Rotifera, Eurotatoria, Philodinida, Philodinidae. The record is from the annotation of a GenBank genome assembly.